Molecule: messenger RNA, 630 nt
Organism: Cydia pomonella (codling moth)
Lineage: Eukaryota; Metazoa; Arthropoda; Insecta; Lepidoptera; Tortricidae
Exons: 1
Coding region: 296-610 (104 amino acids)
Source: RefSeq, a predicted model, not a curated record
CUAAUCGUAAUUUUAUCGUAUCCAUAUUCAUACGUAUCGCUUCUUUUAAGCACUUAAUAAUGGCUACGAAGGUGGGUACUAUGAAAAAAAAAUCUGAUGUUUGCGGUGUAAAUGUCAAACGAUUUGGGACUCGCAUUUUAUACGCGUUAAAAUGCCAUAAGAACUAAGAACUGAAAAUGCCUUCCCGAAAAAAAGCGAACCUUUCACGAAAGUCUCGCAACACAAUGAGGUUACGAAAAUAUAGCGACGAUCGUGAUUUUAGGCGUAGCCACAACUACCAGAGACGUUAUGCAGCAUGUCGCCUCCGAAUUUAUGCAACGGAACCCAGCUAAAAGUAGUGCAGCUGCAGCGAAACCUCAUUGAGGCACAGAUCCUGAAGGGGUGUGGCGCCGCAGAAGUCGUGUUCAUCCCGCGCAUCCCCCUCAUCCUGAGCAAUUUCCCGUUCCACUUCAAGCGCCUACAGUUCUCCGUGAGCGUCUGCUUCGCCAUGAACAUCAACAAGUCGCAGAGGCAGACGCUGCGCGCAGCCGGCGUGGACCUGCGCACGGGCUGCUUCUCGCACGGGCAGCUCUACGUGGCGUGCUCGCGCGUUACCAGCCGCACGUGCUGAUGCCCACCGGGGAGACUCGC